UUGAAUAACUAUGUUUCGUCUUUCUUUGCUGCAAAACUCUGAUUUUUAAGCUUUGAUCAUGUGAUGAAGCAAUGUUCUGCAUUCGAAUUGAUGAUGAAAACUGAAAUUUUUAUUGGGAACACAAGGCUGACCGGGGCAGCAUGUGAGAAUGCACUGCAGAACGACUGAAAGCCGGGACUGGCGAGGCGGGGCAGAUGCUGCCAUGCUGGUUAGUUAUUUAUUAUUCUAAGUUUUAAUCUUUCUCUUACAAGUUUUGCCCUGGUAAAGGCCUCGAGAUGAGUGGGGGUAGUGAGGGCGAGAGAGAGAGAGAGAGAGAGAGGCUAUAAGGCUUCUUGCGCUUUAUUCUCCUCUCUUCCAAGUUGGACACUUUGCUGUGCUCUGAGAACGAGGCUUAGGAAUUGGGAGUAAGAGUGGCGGUGUCUUUGAGUGUGCGUGCUCUGUGCUCAACUCCAGUGCCUCCCCAUUUCGCUGUUGCUCUGUGUACGCAAUCUCCUCUUUUUUUUUCCCCCACCGCUCCAUUGAGCUUGGCCGGUAUCCUGCGACUUUGGAUCGAGUUGUCGUUGCGGAGACGAAGUUGCUCAUCCCCCUUGGGCUUCCUUUUGGCGUCUAUCUUCUGCGGCUUCCGGUUCGUCUCCACUGAACGUGAUCUACCUUGUCGAAGGAGAUACAAGCUUUCCCCUUAUUUUCCUGGAAAAAAAAAAUCUUCUUUAAUCGGCAUCUUGUGGAUCCGAAGUGGGAUUGUCUUUCCUCCUUCCUCUACUUCCGUUAAGGAAUACCAACAAGAAAGGUCGGUUUUGCCGUCUCCGACAUUUUGGUGGGAAAGGGAACCAUCUGUGGCGUGUGCAUGAAGGACUGCUGAAACAAUGAAAGAUGAGAACUUGAAGAAAAGCAAGUCAUCAUGGUCGAAGACUGUUCGAAAAUGGUUCAACAUCAAAAACAACCCUCGAGACUUCCAUGCUGAUGAUGAUGUAUUUGGAAGAGGCGAUGGAGAAAGGAGGACCAGCUUCAUGGAGAGGAAGACAAGCACAGUGAAGAAAAGCAGGACAGAGCGUUUGUAUAAGAACUCAGAUCGGGUUCGGCAAGGAAGAUUUGAUGGCGAUGCUGCUCAAGUUACAGAUAUGCAGGACUACAAGAUUUUUGUAUCAACAUGGAAUGUAGGUGGGAAAUCCCCAACAAAAAAAUUGAAUCUUGAGGAAUGGAUCCAUGCAUCUCCUCCUGCACAUAUAUAUGUUUUGGGAUUUCAAGAGAUUGUACCUCUCAAUGCUGGAAAUGUUCUUGGUUCAGAAGACAAUAUCCCAGCAAAGAAAUGGUUAGCACUCAUUAGAAAGACACUAAACACUCUUCCUGGCAUGGAUGGCUGUGGUGGAGGUUAUGGUUUACCAUCCCCCAUUGCCAAUCCUGUUGUGGAGUUGGAUGCUGAUUUUGAGGGGUAUUCGACAAGGCAGAUGAAUUCGUCAUUCUUCCAUCGACGAUCAUUCCAUUCCAUAAGUCAUAGUUCAAGAAUGGACAACGAUAUCAUGGCAAUGCAACCAAGGCUGGAUCGAAGAUUCAGUGUUUGUGACCGGGUGAGCAUCGAGAGUGCACAAAGUAACUUUGAUCCAUAUUUUAACUUUGGAGCUUCACCCUAUGAUGAGGUUGUUGGGGGAGAAAUAUCUUACACUGGUUUUUACUCGCCGAUGUCAUAUUCAUAUGGUGCUCCACAUUAUAUGGAAGGAAGGGAUAGACUUUCUGGCUGCUCUAGUUCUAGGUAUUGCUUGGUUGCAAGUAAGCAGAUGGUAGGCAUAUUUCUAACAGUUUGGGUGCGAAGUGAAAUUAGAAGCGAAAUAAAGAACUUGAAGGUAUCCUGUGUUGGCAGGGGAUUAAUGGGUUACCUUGGAAACAAGGGCUCAAUAGCAAUCAGCAUGUCGUUGCACCGCACAAGCUUUUGCUUCAUCUGUACUCACCUAACCUCAGGAGAGAAAGAAGGGGAUGAACUGCGGAGGAACGCAGAUGUGAUUGAGAUCUUAAGGAAAACAAAGUUUCCUAGGGUGCGCAAAGUAUUCAAUGAAAUGUCUCCCGAAACAAUCCUUGAUCAUGAUCGCAUCAUAUGGCUUGGUGACUUGAACUACCGUAUUGCUCUUUCAUAUCAGUCCGCAAAAGCACUAGUUGAGAUGCACAACUGGAGAGCAUUGUUGGAAAAGGAUCAGCUUCGGAGGGAGCAAAGGUGUGGACAUGUUUUUGAAGGAUGGAAGGAAGGAGGGAUAUCCUUUCCUCCCACCUACAAAUAUUCAAACAACUCCGACAGAUAUGCUGGCGAAGACAUGCACCGAAAAGAGAAGAGGCGAACACCUGCAUGGUGUGACCGUAUCUUGUGGUAUGGCCGAGGUCUUACGCAGUUGGCUUAUCUACACGGAGAGUCUAGGUUUUCCGAUCAUAGACCGGUAUACAGUGUCUUCAACGCAGAGGUCGAAAUCAUAAAUCGCAACAGAAUCAGGAGCAUGGGCUCUAGCUCUCGAAUAGAGGUCGAAGAGCUACUACCAUACUCUCAUGGUUUCACAGAGACUUACUAUUGAAGUGGCUGCACAAAUUGUUAUUCUGCACUUAUUGGCCCCAACAACGAGCUUCAGAAUCUCUGUGGACCCGGUGUCAAGCAAAGAAAGCAGAAGCCUCCCUCGGUCAACCAUAUUUUACUAAAUGACUGUAAAGGAAAGAUCAAGAAACAUGUUUCAGACUUCCACACCAGAAUUCUUUAGCUGCUAGCAACACGAGGUAACCAGUUUUAGCUCGUAUACAGCUAAUUUUGUCGAUCAAGAAGGUGCCCGCCUUUAGCAAGGGACAUCAAUGAGUCAGGAAACAUCAUCAAGAAGUUUGAUGUCUGGAAGAGUGUAGGGAAUUCUUUUUUUAUAUAUAGAAUGAGAGGAUUAAGACUCCCAAUUGUGCAUAGAGCUAGUUCGGUCGUAUAUGUUGAGGAAAAGAUAGGUAAACUCCUAGCGCACUCAUUGUCACUGUGAAUCUGUGAUAAAGAAAUGUAUCAAUCAUGUUCAGUGAGCAUACGUAAGGAGUUUGCUGGAAAAGUUUCUGGCAUUGAUGACCAA
This is a messenger RNA of Zingiber officinale, 3074 nucleotides long. Its product is annotated as type IV inositol polyphosphate 5-phosphatase 7-like. NCBI's taxonomy places the organism in Eukaryota, Viridiplantae, Streptophyta, Magnoliopsida, Zingiberales, Zingiberaceae. The transcript is spliced from 15 exons. The coding region runs from base 864 to 2552 and encodes 562 amino acids. Gene Ontology annotation, molecular function: inositol-polyphosphate 5-phosphatase activity; phosphatidylinositol-4,5-bisphosphate 5-phosphatase activity; phosphatidylinositol-3,4,5-trisphosphate 5-phosphatase activity. The record is from RefSeq and is a predicted model, not a curated record. Gene Ontology annotation, biological process: phosphatidylinositol dephosphorylation.